Messenger RNA from Cladocopium goreaui, 1560 nucleotides. The record is from the annotation of a GenBank genome assembly. NCBI's taxonomy places the organism in Eukaryota, Dinophyceae, Suessiales, Symbiodiniaceae.
AUGCGAUCGGCCUGCUGGGCUUGCGAGGGUUGGGAGAGGCAGGAGAUUGUGUGGCUUUGCGAUCCCAAGGAGUCACCAAAAGCGGUCUGGGCCUUUACAUCUUUGGACGCUUUUCGCCGACCUUUGCGCUUGUAUCCAGAAGGCGCACAGGGUCAAUGGCGCAGCUAUAAAGCAGCUCGUAUGGUGCCUCCAGGCUACAGGCUCAAGGUUCUUUUCCAAGUCGACUCCACUUUGAGGCUGUUGCCGGAGGAGCGAAUCUCCCAGCCGGUGGAGAUCACCCUGCGAAUCUGCAAGGAUCUUCCCGACCUGAAUCCGGAAGAGGAGCAAAUAGUGAGAACCGAUAUUUCCCCGCGCAGUGGUCGGAAGAUAUUUGUGGCCAGCCUGCCAGAAGUGAAUGUCAUAAGGACACAGCCCGGUAGUCCCAAGACUGAAGCCCGAGGAGUUGUUGCUGAUGGACCGGUGGAUGGAUCAGUCGUCCUGCUGCCAAGAGUGACCGAGACUGAAUUCAAAGCUCAGGUGAAACGUGCACCUCCGUUCUGGAGUAAUUUCAGACAUGAGACACCAGCUCUCCGAAGGGAAUCUUUGCGAAUGGACUGGAUGAGAUGUCGCUUAGGCCAUGUGGUUCCGGAAGCCGAAAUUGAAGACAUCAAGAAGGCUCUCGAGCCUCAUGUUGGAUGGCUGAUGUGCCUCUAUCGCCGCCUGUCAUCAAUGGAUGUGUCGGGUGAGACGGGCUUUGGCAUCAGCCAAAUUCAGGCUGGGGAGCUGAUGAUGAGCACCGGAAUCUGCGACGGCUCAACCACCAAGGUGGCCGACAUCGACAGAUUCUUCAUUGCAGCAAAAGUAACCCCAGCUGAGUUGAAGAAGACACUGGCUGUGGUAAACGACAAGACGUUAGUCCGCUAUGAGUUCCUGGAGCUCUUGCUUCGUGUGGCACACCAUCACUUCUUGAAGUCUGGCGCGGCCGAGAACAUGGCCGAGGCAACAGUUCUGAUCCUCAAAGCAUUUGAGCCUGACGGAAGGCGUGCAGAACAAGAACUUCACGGAUUCUUCCGUGCUUUGUGCACAGAGGCAACGGAUGAUCUCUACAAGAAACACGCAGACCUUCUGGCGAUGGUGUACAAGCGCUUCGGCGGCUCAAAGACACCACCUGGCAAGCCAAAAUUCAUGGCGCUUGGCGAAUUCCAACAGCUGCUGGAGGUAGCAAACAUCCACGGCUUGGGCUUUCAACCGAGACAAUCGUCCCUCGCAUUUCGCAUGGGCAUGAUGUGCCAGAGUGAUGAAUCGGGUUCAUCGAGAUUCCAAGAAAUGACGCUCUUCGGCCCGCAGUUUUGUUGUGCAAAGACUACCAUCAAGCAUCAAUCACUCUGCCAGUCUCUCGAAACUUCGGCCCUCCGCAAGUUGAGAAAUUCACAAAAUAAAAUUGAAACAUGCCAAAGCAACAAAUCCACGCCUCCUGAACACACAACGCAUGCUGACAGAACUUCGAGUAUGUUAGCUGGUUUGAGUUGGGGCAAUUUUAAGGAGGCUUGUCGAGGCUUGUCGGUCAGAUCAGGCUCUUAG